GCCGCAAUGACGUGGGAGGGGAUGUUUGGGGGGGGCACACGUUUCCUUUGUUCCACCCCAAAAGAAAACAAUUUUUGGAGAAGGCUGUUCAGACUAGUGUGGAUUCACCUGGGAUGUUAGAGGCCCCCUCCCAUCCAAGGGGCGGGCCUGGGCUAGGAUGGGGUAUUUCUCUAGGCCUACAGGGGAUCUAGCUGGACGUGCUAAUAGUCAUAUCGAGGUGCUAGGGUGCGAGAGUACCCGUCAAAAACACCAGCUUGAGGUGUCUUUAUAUUUUUAUUGAUUUCCUGUUCCUUCUUGGCUACAAUCCUACAGCCCCACUCCCCCCACCAACUUUAUCCUAUACCCUUCACCCCUAGACCCCUCUUUGGCAAGCCUAGAAACAGAAUGCCAGUGACUGGCCCUAGUUUUCAGGUCUGGCCAGGAGACAAAACUGAAUCUCAACACAGCGAGUGCUCUCCUGGACAGUUACUUUCACUUUUCUGCCCCCUGGUUCUUCCUCUUUCUGGUGCUCGAACAGAAGCACAAGAAGGGCCAUCGGUGGCAAUCCUCAGCCUCUUGCAGGCCAAAUUCUAUGUGGAUGUGGCUCCUCGCUGCAGGAGAGCUCUCUGAUUAUCUAAUAAUAGCCAGUGAAGCCAAGAAUAGAAUUUUGCUCAAGGGCUCUUCAAUGCUGAGGCCUACCUAGGUGGUCACUGGAUUCUAUGGAUCAAGGCUUGGCAACCUCCCCAGACACCACCACUCCCCGGGGGUGGGGGGGACUCAGAAGCAUUCCCUCCGAGCUUACUUUCUGGGUACCCUCAGCUCUGCCCCUUCAGAGGUUUUGGUAAGCUCUACCGUCUGUAUUUCAGGCCAGGUUCCCAGAACACAUGGGGAAAAUAAACCCUUUCUCUUCUUGUCUGACAGUUGUGAUCCCUACAGAAUUUGACCUUGGUUUGGAAAAGGCAACCUUGUUGGGCUGACUGUUGUGUUCUGAAACCAGGCUUGGUGGAAUUAGAUAUUUAUUAUAUACUGUCUCAGAUAUACAGAUUCAGAGGCAGGGGGAAAUAUAUAGAGACUCAUAUUUCCUCGUGGUUAAAUGUUUACUACCAUGGCUAUAUUCGAUAAACACCGUUUUAUGUGCAUGCGAAAUUUUGUUAGCCUUCUCUGGCUGAGAGCGGGCCAGGGAAGCAAUGGGCUCAAGGAGAAGGCCCUCUGUGCAUCUCUGCGGAAAUGUGUGUGCUGAAAUUGGAGUAUGUGGCUUCCAAAAAUCCAAAGAAGCCACAGGCUUUGGCUCAUUGCUUUUGCCUGAGACAUACUACACCCUUCUGCUGUCUCUCCUCACCUCCCUGUGAAGUCUGCCAACUCACAGGCUCACUUCCAAAGCGAACCCAGUCGUCUUGAAAAACGAAGUCUGUGGGUUCUUUCAUGGUUGUUGUGAGUCUGAAAGGAGUUCUGAAUAACCAGGACUGGAGCCCUGGAGGCUGGAAGCCUCCAUGUGGAUGGCAAAGGGAUUGUAGUGGCUAAGAUGAUUUCUGAGCAGGGGUCUAGGUGGCUGCGGGCCAAGGUGCUUAAAGAGGCUCCUAGAGAAGGCAAACCAGGAGAGGCAUGGAUACUGCCUGUGAAUAGCUCUCCUUCCUUUUGCUUCCCUGGCUAUUAUUUCACUCUAGAUUUGCCUGUCUGUAAGGGCUUAUUAGAAGUUCUGGAAAGUCCUAUGAAUACCCAGAUCUGGAAAUGAAGGGGGGGGUGCAUUUUAAUCUUGUCCGUGACCUGAACCAAUGCGAGGUCCACUAAGAGAAGGCUGGUGGAGGCCUCUCUAGAAUGCAAGUUGGGCCCGUGGGCCUGGAGCCCUGAGUAUGGGCCUCGGCUGGGAAUUAAUUGGCCUCCUUAUGCAGCUUUUCUGGGGCCACAAAAAGACAGAGCUGACAGGAAAUAAAAUGUCAAUGGAAAGGCCCAUAAAUGAAAGAGUAGACAAGAGCAGUACUGGAUGAGGUUUUGUGCUACUCUCAAGACACUCGGGUUCCUGCCCAGACUUGUGGCUCCAGGGGUUCACAGCCUUUCUUCCCAGUUUCAUCCUCAGAGACAGAGGGUGUGACAGAGUAACUCAGGCCUUUCUGCUCUAGCCACACCGACUUUGGGGUGACAUUAUCCCAGGAUCUUGUCCCUCAAGCAGCCCACGGCCUCUGCCACAGCGCUGUCAGACGCCCCUGUUUAUUGUGUCUGUGUGUUGUUUACUUGUUUUGUCUGCUGCCACCCUGCGUCAGAAACUCAACCAGCAAAUUCGCUCGCUCUCGCUCUCGGGGAGAACAAAGUGCAGGGCUCGUUCAAACUCCUUCCCCUUUUCUGCACCCCUACCUCCUGCUUUCUCAUUUUCCCUUUCUGAGGGGAGGAAGCAGAAAUUGUCCUAAAAUAGGGCCGCCGAUGUUUAUGGGACAAGGGAAUUAUGAAGACACCAUAAACCUCCGGGUGUCCUAGUGUUGAAGAGACUUCCAAGCCUCCCUUCUCUUUUCUACAGCUUUUCUUCCUUUGCCUUGGUAACCAGUUGGGUAAGAGGGCCACAGACCCUGAGAACAUUUCAGCACCUCUUCUUUCUCCUCCUGGUUCCUCCAUUCCCUUCUUCCUGGCUUCUCUCAGACAUAGGUGGUUGGGUUUUCUGUCAGGGUAAUGUUGGUGGAUUCAUAAAACUGGAUAAAACAUACCACCUUCUCUCCCUUUAUCUUUUCAGCCUCCCCCCCCCCACCAAAAAGCACUGAAUUUAAGCAAAUCCUACAAAAUUAAAUUACCCAUUCUGUAAGGGUCCUAUAAAUCCCCAAUCCUGCCAGGUAUAGAGUCAGAGAGGUCAAUGUUUGCCUUUAAUUUUGCUCCCGGCUAUCAAAUCUAAAAUAGUAUCAUUGCAGCUAAGUAAUAUUCUUGUUUCUGAAAUUAAUUCUCCUCUCCUCCAGCCCCCUCUUUCACGAGUAUGAAUUAAAUGGUUCUUUCAGAGCUACUGACAAUAAAGGAUAAAGUUAUUUAUAAAGAAUUGAUGAUGACGUUUCAUUGUUGGUUUAUUGUUCCAGACCAUAAUAACAUUUUAUUUCAAAGUGGGAGAAGUUAGCCCAGGAGAAGAUGGGAGGGUGGAGUUAGAGGGGGGCCUGGCAUUCAUAUAUACAACUCUCGUUAACACUUUUAUGGUGUUCACAGUUAUCAUAUGACAACUUACUGUGAUGUCAUAAAUGCCAACCAAGGUCUCCAAUUUUAAAUUUUCGCUAACCUCCAGAAUGGUCCCAAGUCUAUGUUCAGAAGCAGAGGAGAAACCAGAAAGCUGGGGGCUCCUUUGGACUAGCACAGAAGGGCAUAUUUACCACCCACCCACCUUACCAUCCUUCCUAACGUGAUGGUCUCCUGAGGUCCUGUUUUGGCAAUGCAAAGUACCCUGAAUAUUCUGGGCCUUGAUUUUUACUUCCAGACCAACUUGGGCCACCUGCUUUGCCCUCUCAAAGGGCAAGUCCCAAGACAGCCAAACUCUCCAUUCUCAGUGGGGAUGAGAUGCUCUCCACAAGCCCCCUCCUCAGCUGAUAUUUCUGCUGCUUUGGCAUCAAGGUGGAAGGGAAGCUGGAGGGCCUGGUCUGCAAAAGAUAGAAAUUAAUUUUUUUCCCAGGUGAAGUCUGAAGGGGUUUUAGGGCAAAGUUUGAUGGAACCCUAUUGUACUUUUGAACUUUUAGGCAGAGUCGGAGAAGCCAGACAUGCAAAGAUGGGGGUUUGUGUCUGCUGAGGAUGGUAGUAGCAAUAACCAAAGCGCCAGUUAGGAAAGGUCAGGCAGAGAUUCACAAAACCAGAGGGAGGAGAGAGAGUCAUCAGAGCCGCUCUGCAUACCUUUCUUCAAUGCUGGAGUACAAAAGUCACAAUAAUUCCACUACAUACCCUCUUCUUAGCUCAAAAGAAGGAGUCACAGCACAGGCCUGAGAGGUAUUUGGGCCAAAUCUCAGCACAGCAGCUGAACAUGCCCCAUCUGGUCCUUUCCUCCUUCCUUGCAGACCCCCAACUCCCUCCAACUGGUCAGUUUCAGCCUUGUCACCAAAUACCAGCACCCAUAAAUGGAUCUGUCAGAUUUCACUCCCCCCACCCCAGUGUGUUUAAGCUUGACUUUUGAAAGGAGUGUUCCUCUUUGGAAUGCACUUUAUGUAUUGAGGAAAAUGAAAGGAAAUCUUUCCCUAGCACAUCGCAGAAAAUCUGGGAGCCCCUUGGGUAAGCUGUGCUUUGGCAUUCCCAAGCAGACCAGACCUCGUGUUCAUGUUCUUUGGCCGGUGCCACUCACCGCUCUUUUUGCCAUGCUUUCCCUUAGAGGUCCACGGAGAUCAAAGGGGUUUGUUCACAAAACUCCAGGCAUUUGAAAUAGGGGUUUUUGUGAGUUUUUUUUUUCAAAGCGUUUUUUAAAAUGUAGUCAUAAGUCAGUGGAGCUAGCUGAACUCUCUAGAACAGCAAAGCCUUAACCAAAUAGUGCGAUUGUGAGGUGAACUGAGUAAUUAUUGAACUCAGCUUUCUCUGUAAAAGGGAUUUCAGCCCUCACCCAGUGGCACAAAAGGAGCCGACGGCAUAACCGUUCCGUAUCUCUGGAAAUCAAGAACUGGAGAUGGUGGAGGGGCAGGGUCCCGCAGCUGCGUGGCUUUUUAGGCAGGCGAGGGAGCUUAGAGUCCAGCCGCUCCGGCUCCAGCAUUGGAGUGAGCGCACAGCCUAGGGAGGCGCCGAGCUGUAGUUGGCGUUGCCGGCCAGGAAUGGAAUACGUGCAUCUGUGCGGUCCUCAGCUACAAACAUCUUCGUAGAGGUGGAGGAGUCUAGGGAGAGAGGAGACUUGCGGAACACAGAAAAGGACCUUCCGCGAGUAAUAUUUUUUCAGAUUUCACCAGGCUCACUCCAGACGUCUGUACACACAAAUUUACUUUAUUUGUCAGAGCAGAAAAGAAAGCAGAGGCAGGCAAGGUGAAGCCUAUUCAUGGCCACCCUAAAAGCUGAAGUCCACUCUCCCCUCAUCAUUUUCCCAGUUCAGAACCUCCCCAGCCUUCCCCUAGCUUAGAUCUGGCAGGACUGAAAUCUGGGGAAACCCCUAAGUAAGUGCCCAAGCUCGGGUGCAGCCCUUAGCCUCCAGGCCAGUGACUACACCCACUCAGGCCCAAAAAGCAGGCAGUAAAUUCCUCUCCUAUAAUUAGUGCUCCUGGAAGGCAUGUGUUUUGGAUUGGGGUGGGGGGGGGCUAAAGCGGCCAGUGGCAACUUUCCCGCUUUAUUCUUUUUCUGGGUUUUUAUAUUCUGUUUAUGAAUCCAAGAAUUACAGCUCCCAAAGUGAAAAUCUGCUCUUGACACCUCUAAAUGCCUAAUUCAGAAGGCCUAAGGCCCAGGGCUUUGCAUAGACCGGCAGGCCUAAUGGGGGUGUGGGGGGUGGCUUCGCUGAUUUCUCGAAGCUUGUUUUGGUGGAAACAAAGGGCUGAAGCCUCCCUCCUUCCCAAGACUUGUGCAUAUUUACAGAGCUGCACUGCAGUUUUAAUAAAACAUCUGUUCCUGCUUCUGCUGAUGAGCUUCCAUAAUUGUUUUCAGACAAAUUUAACAGGAAAAUAUAAAUAUAUUUAGAAAAAUUCAAGUCCCAGCCCCUCCCCCACAGACAGCCAAUCUUUUGCCAAGGGAAGAAGGAGCACAAAAUGGGAAAAGGAAAAAAAAAUAUUACCCCAAGGAGGGCAGAUCCAACUCAUCUGACCCACUCUCCCCCUUGGAGCGAAUCCUCUCAGUAAAUUUCAACUUCAUAAUUAAAGGUCUAACUAGAGGGAAUAGACCUUCUCCCUUUAGGAAUAGAAAGGGGUGCAGGAGAGUAUGGUGAAAGUUAACUUUCCCUAAAGUCCUUAGAUGGAGGGAAGAUAUUUGUGUUUCUGUUCCCCCUGGUCUCCCCCUUCCAGCAUUUCUGCCUUUUUCCCCCAGCAGCUGGUUUCUGUUCAUUAUAAAUCGGCGAGACCUUUCAGGAUCUGCCCUCUGUUUAGGAACGUAAUAAAACACUUAACUUUUCCGGGCCCUGAGACUUACAUUCUGCUCCUCAGGUCGCCCACCCCUGAGCACACCACCUUUAGGCCCCAAAAGGGAAUCUCCCCAACUUUGGCGGCCCUUUAAUCUCUGGAGGGAGGGGCUCCAGGAAACUCGGGCAUCUUUGCUAGGGAGCUGUAGCACAUGAUUCCCCCCAAAGUCCCCUCAUCACUCCCUCCCCUACACAUCCAUAAAAGAAAAAAAAAUUAAAUAUACAAAAAUCCACACCCAUGGAAAGCAAAACUUCAUUAAGACACCCUAUCUUCCAUCAUUCAAUUUGUUUUACAUUGCAACAAUUUAAUAUCUUGAAGUAAGUACCACUGACAUGAUUUAUCCCUCUAGCAAUCUCACUCUGAAAUAGGAGGGGAAUUUACUCUUUCUUGCCGUGGCUUUUGCUACCCUCAGGGCAGACAGGAGGCUGGGAACUUUGAAAGAGGUUUCUGGUGUCCAGGGGUGCACUUGCCUGUUCCCUAGCUCAGCCCAGGAUACCCCACCUCAGUUUUCUCUCCUCCUACCUCUUGCCCUGUAGGGGGACUGGAGCCCCAGCCAGCUGUUGGAAACCUCUGUCCAGGCAUGCCAUGAAUUCAAGUACAGCUGGAUUGGAAAGCAAAAAGCAAUACACUACUGUUGUGUUUAGGGGUAACUGCUACGUUGCCCCCAGAUGAGAUAACUUCAAAACAAUCUCUUAUUGAAAGCUUCCUCCUCUACCCUCUUCACCUUGGAAAGAAAAUAGUAUAGUCAAAGGGUACGAACUUCAAUAAUUACAGAGAUCUUCCUUCCGCUCUUCUAAAUUCCAAUCAAUUCCCCUCCUUUUCAAAGGCAGGGGCUGGAUUUUUAAAAGCCAACACAAGUUGUCUGGCAGUAAGACUCCUCAACCCCCUAAAGGGGUUCAUGUAUUAACUAACAUUUUGUCUGCACCAGCUCCUACACACUGUCUGCUUUGGGGUUCGAAACUUUAUCCCCCCACCCCACCCCCUAGUGACACUCCAGGGAGACCUUAACGUUACAGAAGAUGAAUAAACGAGUUUUUUUCCCAGCACAGUCCCGUUUAUGGCUUUAUUGCUACCCAUUGAUUACUCUGCUUUGUUACACAGAAGGGAGAGAUCAUAAAACCCGGCGACAUCCGGGUUCUUGUUAUAGUCAGUCUCAAAAAAAAAAAAAUUAGUGAGGGGAAAAUAUGAGCUUUCACUGCUUCCUGUGUAUACCUCACCAUCCUCUCUUUGUCAGCUCCAAGCAUUUCCAGCCUGUGUCGAUAUCAAAUUCUGUUUGGAUUAAUCAGAGGGAAACCCCAGCUGCACACCUUCUGCUGUUUCGGUUCACUCACUGCAGCUCUCUGUCGCUGAAACAUCUACAGAACUGCUAUUUCCUAAUCUCCUCCUCCCUUUUCUCAGCCCCAAGGUGGGGGAGAAAAUGGAGGUAAGGACUGAGAAUCCAGAGGUGACUGGGUGAGGCAAGAGACCAAGUGUUCCCCAGGAACCCCUUUCCUAGGGUCUUACAGCUCAGGUCCAGGGGCACCUCCUUUGGCAGGGCAGUGAAUCCAGAGCAGAUAGGGUCUUCUGACCUGAGCUGGAGCUAUCUGUUCAUUGGAGUACCACCAAAUUUCCUCUUUCGGGUUGCAUCCUAUGUGAAUUACACCACUGGCCUGGCCUGAGCUGGUUCCAAAUCAUAAAUUCUCACCAACACAAACAGGAGUUGAUGUCUUUAGAAAGAAUCCCAGUCUCUCUCUCUCUCUCUCUCUCUCUCUCUCUCUCUCUCUCUCUCUCUCUCUCUCUCUCACAUAAUGCUUUCUUUGAAGCAAAAAUGUUGCAAGAGUUUCCCCAAAAGGUAGGACCUGGGGAGGAGCAGAAGGCUAGGAGGCAAAAGAGAGAUGCUGCACACUUCAGGCUCCUCCCUGUACCCUGUAGUCUCACUCAUACCCUUUAGAUCUAUUUGCCUCCUAUAUAUUCUCUAACCCAAGACUCUUAGCUACACUGCCUUCCUCUGUUUCUGGAAAAUUCUUUUUCCUUUUGAUUUUUAAAAAUUGUUGGAAAAAUAUGCUGUCUAGUGAUGGGGACUUGCUUCGCGAGUGUCAAGCCAGAAUAUCUUCUAGAAUUUCUGGGAACCUCUUUCUACUGGGAAGGAUCUCCUCAAAUGAAGCAACCAGGAUUUAAUUUUAGAAAAGGGUCAGAUACAAAGAUGAAAUAGGUCUGAAAACAAGGAUUUCUCUGCCCUGCGGUUGGCCACAGCACAGCAAAGUUAGCUGGGGUGGAGAGGUUUUCUGGGACUAGACCUUUCCUUAAGCUGGGAACAAGGCCCUGCUUAUAGACCUGCAUCCCACCCCCAACCAGUUAAUAUAUGUAUAAUAUAUAUAAUAUAUAUUAUAUAUAGUAAAAGAAAUCCAAGUCUUACUUUCAAAGCACAUACUUAGUCUCAACUAGGGAAUCAACAGAAGCAGAAGCGAUUUUUUUCCCCUUUCUUGACAUCUGGCUUGCGAUUGGCUGGAAGGGGGUCAGCUGACUUUGUCAUUUUGUCUGUCCUGGAUUGGAGCCGUCCCUAUAACCAUCUAGUUCCGAGUACAAACUGGAGACAGAAAUAAAUAUUAAAGAAAUCAUAGCCCGACCAGGUAAAGGCAAAGGGAUGAAUUCCUACUUCACUAACCCUUCCUUAUCCUGCCACCUCGCCGGGGGCCAGGACGUCCUCCCCAACGUCGCCCUCAAUUCCACCGCCUAUGAUCCAGUGAGGCAUUUCUCGACCUAUGGAGCAGCCGUAGCUCAGAACCGGAUCUACUCGACUCCCUUUUAUUCGCCACAGGAGAAUGUCGUGUUCAGUUCCAGCCGGGGGCCGUAUGACUAUGGAUCUAAUUCCUUUUACCAGGAGAAAGACAUGCUCUCAAACUGCAGACAAAACACCUUAGGACAUAACACACAGACCUCAAUCGCUCAGGAUUUUAGUUCUGAGCAGGGCAGGACUGCGCCCCAGGACCAGAAAGCCAGUAUCCAGAUUUACCCCUGGAUGCAGCGAAUGAAUUCGCACAGUGUGUGUUUUGUGCCCGGAUCUCUAGGGGUCGGUUACGGAGCGGACCGGAGGCGCGGCCGCCAGAUCUACUCUCGGUACCAGACCCUGGAACUGGAGAAAGAAUUUCACUUCAACCGCUACCUAACUCGGCGCCGGCGCAUCGAGAUCGCCAAUGCUCUGUGCCUGACCGAGCGACAGAUCAAAAUCUGGUUCCAGAACCGCCGGAUGAAGUGGAAAAAAGAAUCUAAUCUCACGUCCACGCUCUCAGGGGGUGGCGGAGGGGCAACUGCCGACAGCCUGGGAGGAAAAGAGGAAAAGCGAGAAGAGACAGAAGAAGAGAAACAGAAAGAGUGACCAGGACUGCCCUUGCACCCCUAUCUCCUCCCUUGCUCAUCCCAGCUCCCCGAAUCACACACUCUGUAUUUAUCUCUGGCACAAUUGAUGUGUUGUGACUUCCUAAAACAAAACAGGGAGUCAAACGUGGACCUGAAAGUCAGCUCUGGACCCCAUCCCUCACUGCACAACUCUUCACUCGCCUCUUCCUCUAGCUCCCUCGCUAGUUCCUUCCUGGCUUGUCUGCAGGCCCCUUUCCCUUGCCUAGGCCUAGGGGACCUGAACCUCGCUUCAGAUUCCACAGAUGUCCCUCCAAGUGAGCCCUAGCCUCCCUCCCCACCUCCCGACGCCCUUCACCCCCGCCCUCCCGCGCGGAGAGCUGGCUCCGGGGCCUGGGGCCUCCACUCCGGGGCCUCAGGGCCCGGCCUGACAGCCGGAGGGCCGGAGGCCUCAGGAGGGCGCGCCUUGGCUCCGCAACAACCCCCAGGGCCUCUCCCCAGUCCCUGACCGGCCCCUCUGCCCCAGCACAUGCCCAGAACAGGCAAAUUGUAUUUAAAGAUUCCUGGGGGUCAUUAUGACAUAUUUCGAACUGUGACCGUUUCUGUGUGAAUAUUUCUAGCUGUAUUUGUGGUCUCUGUAUUUAUAUUUAUGUUUAGCACCGUCAGUGUUCCGAUCUCAUUUUAAAAAAAAGGAUUUUAAAAAAAGAGGGAAAAUAACAAAAAAGCGAAAAAAGUGAAUGACGUUUGUUUAGCCAGUAGGAGAAAAUAAAUAAAAAAAUAAACCCCUACGUGUUAUCCUCCUGUAUAAAUCCGACCUCUGGAUCCGUUCUCGAAUAUUUAAUAAAACUGAUAUUAUUUUUAAAAGUUUAUAA
This is a messenger RNA of Rattus norvegicus (Norway rat), 10210 nucleotides long. It is a transcript of the gene Hoxc6, whose product is annotated as homeo box C6. Gene Ontology annotation, cellular component: nucleoplasm; nucleus. Gene Ontology annotation, molecular function: DNA-binding transcription factor activity, RNA polymerase II-specific; DNA-binding transcription factor activity; DNA binding. The record is from RefSeq and is a predicted model, not a curated record. Gene Ontology annotation, biological process: regulation of DNA-templated transcription; embryonic skeletal system development; regulation of transcription by RNA polymerase II. NCBI's taxonomy places the organism in Eukaryota, Metazoa, Chordata, Mammalia, Rodentia, Muridae.